UUAUUUUUAUUUUUAUUAUUUUUAUUUUUUUUAUUUUUUUUAAUAACAGGUAAAUAAUAAUGACUGGAAAAAGCUGGAAGACCACAGAGAUAAUUAAAGUUCUCGAGUUUAUUAAUGAAAAUUUUUCUUUAUGGUGCAAACAUCGGAUAAAUGCUUGUACUAAAGUGGCCAAAGUUCAUAAUCUUGAUAGAGAUGCUAAAUCAAUUUAUAGUAUGGUUAAUAAGUUGCUUCAAGCUAUUAAAACUCCUAAAAGACGUAAAGCUUGCAAAACUUUAAAGAGGAGAAAGAUUAGUAGUUUAGUAAAAGAAAUUAAUAAAAAAACCGAAGUUUUGGACGAAGGAUUAGACGACAAAUGUAAAGGAAAAAAAAAAAUUACGAGUGACAAUAAACAAAAAAUUACAACUAACAGUAACACUAAUAUGACUACAAACGCUAAUCAAAAAUCCGCAAGUCAAGCAGCAACAACAUCCGCAAGUCAAAUAGCAACAACAUUCGCAAAUCAAGCGGCAACAACAUCCGCAAGUCAAGUAGCAGCAACAUUCGUAAGUCAGGCAGCAACAACAUCCGCAAGUCAAGCAGCGACAACAUCCGCAAGUCAAGUACCAAAUACAUCUGCAAGUCAAGUACCAACAACAUCCACAAGUCAAAUAACGUCUGUAAUUGAGGGUGUUUAUAAAGAAAAGGUUAAACAAAUUGAUACUAGGCGUGAUGAAGAUAUCCAGAAUAUUACUCAAUAUACAACUGAUAUUGUCAAUAGUCUCCUGUUAAAGGGAAUUCUUAAGUGAUCGGUUGAUAUUUGAAUUAUGAAAAAUUAUGUUUUAUACGUGAUUUUGGCAUCUUUUCGUUACUUUUUACGAUAUUAGAAAUAUGAUUUGAUGUAUAUAUAGUAUGAAAAUAAAAUUAUUUUAUGUUUUUAUCGCCAUUUAAAGUGAAAUUAUA
Rhizophagus irregularis DAOM 181602=DAOM 197198 is the source of this 939-nucleotide messenger RNA. RefSeq lists its product as uncharacterized. The record is from RefSeq and is a predicted model, not a curated record. Lineage: Eukaryota; Fungi; Glomeromycota; Glomeromycetes; Glomerales; Glomeraceae.